This is a messenger RNA of Lolium rigidum, 905 nucleotides long. Its product is annotated as serine/arginine-rich-splicing factor SR34-like. Gene Ontology annotation, cellular component: nucleus; cytoplasm; ribonucleoprotein complex. The transcript is spliced from 13 exons. NCBI's taxonomy places the organism in Eukaryota, Viridiplantae, Streptophyta, Magnoliopsida, Poales, Poaceae. Bases 101 to 859 code for a protein of 252 amino acids. The record is from RefSeq and is a predicted model, not a curated record. Gene Ontology annotation, molecular function: mRNA binding.
AGACUGCCGUUUCUGUCCUCGUCGUCUACCUCCCCGCGGCCGCGGAGUCCUUGCGCAGAUCAAUCCAACCCUAGUUCUUCCGCGCUAAUCCCCGCAAACGAUGAGCCGACGCAACGGCUGCACCAUCUACGUGGGCAAUCUCCCCGAAGACAUCCGCGAGAGGGAAAUCGAGGAUCUCUUCUACAAGUAUGGCCCUAUCGUGGACAUCGACCUGAAAAUUCCUCCAAGGCCUCCAGUUUUUGCUUUUGUUGAGUUUGAAGACCCACGUGAUGCUGACGAUGCGAUUUAUGGCCGUGAUGGAUAUGACUUCGAUGGCCAGAGGUUGCGGGUGGAGUUAGCUCACGGUGGAAGAGGCGCUUCUUUUGAUCGAUCAAGCAGCUAUAGCAGUUCUGGACGCCGUGGUGCAGCUAGACGUUCUGAUUACCGUGUUAUGGUUACUGGAUUACCUUCUUCUGCAUCAUGGCAAGAUCUCAAGGAUCAUAUGCGGCGAGCUGGUGAUGUCUGUUUCUCUGAUGUUUAUCGUGAGGCUGGAGCAAUUACUGGAAUAGUUGAAUAUACCAAUUAUGAAGAUAUGAAACAUGCGAUAAGGAAGCUUGAUGAUUCAGAGUUCCGUAAUGCGUUUUCACGAUCGUAUAUCAGGGUGAGGGAGUACAAUACUAAGCGUAGCCGCUCUUACUCCAGAAGCAGAAGCCCCAGCUGCUCGUACUCGAGAAGCAGAAGUCGCAGUUAUAGCAGGAGUCCAAGGUCAUCAUCAAGAUCCCUAUCACCUGCUGCUCCCCCUCACGACAAGUCUGCGAGCAGGAGCCCCACCAGGAGCAGAAGUUUAUCCCCAUCUAAGUCUCCUGUGAAAUCUGACUGAAGGCAAAUGCAUCUGAAGCGUCAAAAAUCAUAUCAUGGGACAGAGA